AUGAAUUUAAAUUUGUGGAGUCGCACGUAUGUAGGGACAUUACAAUUCUCCCGCCAAAACUUUCACGGGGUUUUCAAAUUUUCAGAAAAUUUAGAUGGUAAAGCUCCUUGUCCAUGUGGGUCUCAUGUUGGACGUGUACUGCUAGAUGAAGUUUAUCCGCUGACAACAGAGCAGCUUUUUGAAAUUCUGUUUUCGGAAACACCUUGGUAUCAUAAUCUGGAAGAAACGGUCAAGAAAACAGAGUAUGCGUCAACACCAUGGGUCACGGAACGGCCCACUAUUACCAGUCGGACAGUUACUUACACGAUGUCGCUGAAUAAUGCAAUCGGCCCGAGAAGUACUUAUGUGACCGAAAAGCAGGUACACUUUACUCUAACUUCUUUUCACCAUGAUGGCUUUUGUGUUGCUAAAGAAAUCCAGAAUGCGGGUAUUCCAUGCGCUGAUAGUUUUAUUGUCCAGUGUACAUACUGUGUGAUCCGAGCAGGCAACGGACAUUCCAGGCUACUCAUACAUGGUGCAAUGGUAAACAAGAAGAGCAUGUGGGGCAUUGUUAAAGGAAUAAUUGAGAAAAGCACCUAUGGAGGCUUGGAAAGCCAUUAUUUGGUCUUGGAAGAAACGCUAAAAUUACUUUGCGGCAAUCAGCUGCUUCCCGAUGAUGGGCAAGCCGCGGCAGCAGCAUCCUCGUCUGAAAAGAAGCCCAGCCUUGUCGCCGAUUUAGUCCCAAGCAAAUUGUUGCAUGGGUACGGUAACAUUGAUAUUUCCUCUUUACCAGCUAAAAUUCUGAAAAUUUCGCAUCGAAAAAAGUGA
Gongylonema pulchrum is the source of this 807-nucleotide messenger RNA. The record is from the annotation of a GenBank genome assembly. NCBI's taxonomy places the organism in Eukaryota, Metazoa, Nematoda, Chromadorea, Rhabditida, Gongylonematidae.